AUGCUGUUUUCGGAUUUAUACAAAUCUCCAAAGUCGCCAUUGUCACGGCUGCGUCGAGAACCCCAGCCCAUACCACCGCCAUCACCUGACUAUGAAGUCGACCUAAUCAGCAAGGACAAGGUAAAACAGAAAGAGGCAGUGAAAAAGCACCUAGCUGCGAGGAUACGCAGUGACUGGGAGUUUAAAUGGCCCCGGCCGACUGAAGGUUCGCCUCCUACCUUCUCACCCCAUGGACUUGCGACCCCCCCCGAGGACAAGUCCGGGCCCCAUCAACAACCACCAAACCUUAAUGGCGCAAGCCGCCUGGACGUUGACGAUGUUGACUCGGAUGACGAGACUGCUUCGACAUACAGCACCGUGUCCGAUGAUCCAGUGCACUUUCAGCCUCGGGCCGAAUGGUCGUCGGAUAUCUCAGAUGAUGAUAUGCCAGCAUCGCCGUCAGCCUACCGAUUUGAUACCCCUGAAGCAGUUGGCUCCACGGUGAACACGUCGGCCUUGGUGAAGCGCGCUAAGAGGCGGAGGGCGAUGCGCGCUGAAGAAGCUUGGAAUCCCGGUCUGGCGUGCUUCAAUGCCCGGCGCAAUGCCUGGACGGGUGCGAAGACAGUUCGCAUCAAAUCAAAGUCAUCAUCCAACCCGACAUGUCCAUCUCAUUCAUCGCGGCGCCUCUCAUUCUGGCGCAUCACAAUUCCGACAUCCCCCACGACACCAUCAGGACACGCAGCAUCGACUACAUCACCCCUCUCCCCAAGUGUCACGCGGACAUCGGGUGAAACUACAGCAGUAGCAUCGUCUGAUGCUGAGUCCAAAGAGGCGGCCCCGAAGCAAGACUCGGCCAACCUCCCCGUGGAAACUCUGUUACCCAUCCCCCCGCCGCUGCUGCCUCCCGCCAACCCAAUGCGUGCUUCCAUCACACCCGCCACAUACUCUUCGAUCUACGACAAAAUAGUGGUCCAGUCCAUGACACCUGCUUGUCCCGUGAAUUUAGGCGACAUGCUGCGUGCUUGUGUGGUUGGGUGGAAACGAGAUGGCGAGUGGCCUCCUCGGCAGUCAGUCAUGGCGAACGCCGUCGUAGCCGUCCGUAAGAAGAAACGGGAGAGUAAUGCGAGCGCAAAUAGCCGCCCGAGUACAGGGAGGCGUAUGAGUUUCGGAUUCCUAGGUCGGAGAGAGAGUUCUGCGGGAGACCCGAAAGCGGGGCCGAGUGAUAAUCACGAGCACCAUGGGGAUGAUGGUAGCGGGACGGGCAAGGGCAUCAGGAGAAGUCUUCAAAGAGUACUCGGGCUAGGGCAUGAAAGGAGUGCUAGCAACGCGAGCAACAACGGCGGGGCAGCCUGA
This is a messenger RNA of Pseudomassariella vexata, 1332 nucleotides long. RefSeq lists its product as uncharacterized. The coding region runs from base 1 to 1332 and encodes 443 amino acids. The record is from RefSeq and is a predicted model, not a curated record. Lineage: Eukaryota; Fungi; Ascomycota; Sordariomycetes; Amphisphaeriales; Pseudomassariaceae. The transcript has a single exon.